AAACCCUAAGAUCUAGAAGAAUCAUCAGCCUUCCGUCUCUCUUCCUAGAAAUCCGAUUCGAUCCGAUAGAAGAAUUCAGAAAUGAUGAAGCGUCUGGUCCCAACGUUCAACCGCAUCCUGGUGCAGAGAGUCAUCCAGCCUGCAAAAACCGAAAGUGGCAUUCUCCUCCCAGAGAAAUCCUCCAAGCUCAACUCGGGCAAGGUGAUUGCAGUGGGACCUGGUUCAAGGGACAAGGAUGGGAAAUUGAUUCCGGUUUCGGUUAAGGAAGGCGACACUGUUCUUCUUCCAGAGUAUGGCGGCACACAAGUCAAGCUCGGAGAGAACGAGUACCAUCUCUUCCGGGACGAGGACGUCUUGGGAACGUUGCACGAGGAUUAAAAAUGGCUAUAAGUAACUGCGAGUGUUCUUGUUGGCGUUUGUGUUACGGAGAUGAAAAAGUCAUUUACAAUUUAGUUAUCUUUUAACCUUGUGGUUGGAGUUUAUCGUUUAUCAUUGAAAUUUAUCUUAAAUGACUAUCUUAAUCUCAUUCGAAUCGUUCCAAAUUGAAUUGGCAUCAGAAAACGAAAACCA
Eutrema salsugineum is the source of this 570-nucleotide messenger RNA. RefSeq names its product 10 kDa chaperonin, mitochondrial. Gene Ontology annotation, molecular function: metal ion binding; protein-folding chaperone binding; ATP binding. The record is from RefSeq and is a predicted model, not a curated record. NCBI's taxonomy places the organism in Eukaryota, Viridiplantae, Streptophyta, Magnoliopsida, Brassicales, Brassicaceae. The coding region runs from base 82 to 378 and encodes 98 amino acids. The transcript has 3 exons. Gene Ontology annotation, cellular component: mitochondrial matrix.